Talaromyces stipitatus ATCC 10500 is the source of this 1784-nucleotide messenger RNA. RefSeq lists its product as uncharacterized. The record is from RefSeq and is a predicted model, not a curated record. Lineage: Eukaryota; Fungi; Ascomycota; Eurotiomycetes; Eurotiales; Trichocomaceae. Bases 89 to 1408 code for a protein of 439 amino acids. The transcript is spliced from 2 exons.
GGAACAUCUCGACUUUACUAUUGACACUACGACAUACAUUCAUUCGAAUUUUUAAAACCACCAUUUUCACACAAUUAAAGCACGCAAAAUGGCAAACUCGAACGACGAUCGCUCAACUGACACAACCACCAAUACACAAAACAAGACCACGCCGCCACCCGAUAACAAAGCCGAUAGCGAGAACCCAUUCAUCGCAUUCCGACGAUAUGCAGACGAACAGAUAUCUUCCAUGCUCCAGGCGGUGAUGGGUUUACCAUCCAGUGCCGUGCCUCCUUUCUCCGAUAAGUGGUUAUAUUUCCAAAACACCGACAACAACGACCGAGGCGCCGACCGAGAGUCUGAUUAUCGCUCAGACGAUCACCGACCAUGUCGUCGAUGGGGAUUUCAUAGAGACGAUAACUUUUUUGAUCGUUGGCAUUCUCACCAUCGCUUCUCAGACCGCGGGUUCAACUCGUUCUUUGAUGGUUUCCCAAUGAAUUUAGGCUCUUUUCUGUUCCCGGAAAGCAUGCUAGAAGGCGACUCGCAGACCCCUUACUCCCCCUUAUAUUUGGAAAGGUCCCAAGGUCAUGACAGUCGCUAUGGGAGGACCUCUUCCUCAUUAUUUUCAUCCCGCAAGCCCGCUGAUCUGGACCCCAACGAACCGCGAUGGCGUGAUGCCUUUGAGGACCUAUUGAGAGUAACGAAUGGACAAGAAAUGUUGGACCGCGACACAGAGCCUGAGCGUAGCAAACAAUCGGCUGAGAAAUGGAUAAAGGGCCUGAUACAGAGAGGCAGUCUUGGGAACAACUGGCGGCUGCUUGGUUCCCAAGACUCCCAAAGUGGGCUCACCCUAGAGAGAUUCCAGCAGCAUGACCGUGAUAGACGCGGUCAAGAACCACCACGUCAGCAGGAAGACUUCCUGGAGGAUAAAAUUGAAACAAAGGACAUUGAGACAGAACUUGACUUGUAUGAUCGCUUCCUAGACGAUAUUUUGAAUGCUCAUGAACGAUAUUCUCGCGCCUUUGCCGAUAGUCCUUUGAUGCGGCUUUUGGACGAAGAACGGAGGCGUCAUACACAGCGAGAUAAUUAUUCACAAAGCUCCGAAGACACAAACAUUUCAAGCAAAGAUUGGCUCGAGUAUACAUUUGACGGAAACAAGAACUUGCUUGCUUCCCAGAUGACAACAGACAAUAACACUUCCGAAGAGUCCAGAGUCAUUUCGACAAUGACUCGCAGCGUGAGGCGCACGUUGCCCGAUGGGUCGAUCUUGACAAAGACAAUUAAGACCAAGCGUUUUGCCGAUGGUCGUGAAGAGAGCGAUGAGUCGACCGAAGUUAUUCCUCCUCCCACGUCUGAGAAGAAUAGCGAGGCCGUUCGGGACGUGGAUAAUGACAAGGAUUCUCAGGGAGGCUGGUUCUGGACUCGUUGACCAAUGACUUAAACACACUCACCGGUUCCGCUUUAUUCCGGUAAGUUGGAACGAUAUCACCAUGUUAUAUCCACCUCCACUCUAUAUAUUGCACGCCAACUGUGCAUAAUCUUUUAUCCUCGAUCCUUUUGCAUCUAUUCUAUGACAUUUCUAUGACUCCCCACUCCAAGACUCAACCAAAGUCAGGUUUUUGAUUUCUAUUUUCAGCGCCAAUCAUUCUCCUCUUGUCGCUUUCUUCCAUCGAGUUAUCUUCAUACUACAAUUUGGUAGCAAAGGCACAUGACCAAUGUCUAUGUGAUUCUAUGUAUAUAUAUGUUCAGUUAGUUGACACAUCCAAUGAAUAUGUAAUUAAAUAGCAAUUGAAUCAUUGCGUGAC